UAACGUCGCUUGUUGUUAUUGGAAUUUGAGAACUCGGACGGACAUUAAUUCAUUAAAAUAUGUGGUGAUAACGCGACCUGCCGAAUUCUGCGUGCUGAGGGCAAUAUGAGCAAUUAGUCCGCCUGACGUGUGGGUACUACUACUGCUAUGUUGUCGCGACCGCGGCCUGCUAAAUGCCAACAAUUGUUUUGAAACGCGGAGUUCCUGCCCAACAUCACAUCACACCCACCUCUACCACCCCUCCAGUUGUGCCUCCCAGCUCCACAACUGCGCCCCGAGCCCCCAACGGAAGGCAAUUAAAAAAUCAAUCAGAGUGGGCCCUAAUUGAGAGCUGCCGCCCAAUCCGAGUCUAGGUUCGACUCCGGCUGCGUCGACAUGUCGCCGAAGAACUGUGCGGUUUGCGGUGACAAGGCGCUGGGGUACAACUUCAACGCCGUCACCUGCGAGAGCUGCAAGGCCUUCUUCCGGCGAAAUGCUCUGGCCAAGAAGCAGUUCACCUGCCCGUUCAACCAGAACUGCGACAUCACCGUGGUGACUCGCCGCUUCUGCCAGAAAUGUCGCCUUCGCAAGUGUCUGGACAUUGGCAUGAAGAGCGAGAACAUCAUGUCCGAGGAGGACAAGCUAAUCAAGCGGCGCAAGAUCGAGACGAACCGGGCGAAGCGCCGCAUGAUGGAGAACGGCACUGAUGGUGGCGAUGCCAACGAUGAUGGCGCCGGCGGCGGCAGCGGUGAAGACAAUAAAGCGCCGGCGGACAGCAGCAGCAGUAACCUUGAGCUGUAUUCCGGUUCGCAGGAUUCACAGAGCUGCGGCUCGGCAGACAGCGGCGGUGCCAACGGCUGCACGGCCAGACAGGCCAGCUCAACGGGAGCUCAGGUCAAUCCGCUGCAGAUGACGGCCGAGAAGAUCGUGGACCAGAUCGUAUCCGACCCGGAUCGGGCCUCGCAGGCCAUCAACCGGCUGAUGCGCACACAGAAAGAGGCUAUUUCCGUGAUGGAGAAGGUCAUCAGUUCGCAGAAGGACGCCCUGCGGCUUGUGUCGCACUUGAUCGACUACCCAGGCGACGCUCUGAAGAUCAUCAGCAAGUUCAUGAACUCGCCCUUCAACGCGCUGACAGUAUUCACCAAGUUCAUGAGCUCUCCCACGGACGGCGUGGAGAUAAUCUCGAAGAUCGUCGACUCGCCGGCGGACGUGGUGGAGUUCAUGCAGAACCUGAUGCAUUCCCCGGAGGAUGCCAUCGAUAUUAUGAACAAGUUCAUGAAUACCCCGGCGGAAGCGCUGCGCAUUCUCAACCGCAUCCUGAGCGGCGGCGGGGCGAACGGGGCAGCUCAGCAGACAGACCGCAAGCCAUUUCUGGAAAAGGAGCUGGCGGCGACGAAAGAGCCUCCUCCGCCGGCGGAGCGGGUGGAUACCGUCAUACAAAGCAUGCUGGGCAGCGGGAGUCCGCCAAUUUCGCCACAUGGCGCUGCCGUGGACCUGCAGUACCAUUCGCCCGGCGCCGAAGAGCAGCCCAGCACCUCGAGCAGCCAUCCCUUGGCCUACAUAGCCAACUCUCCGGACUUCGACCUGAAGACCUUUAUGCAGACCAACUACAACGACGAACCCAGUCUGGACAGCGACUUUAGCAUCAACUCGAUUGAGUCUGUGCUUUCCGAGGUGAUACGCAUCGAGUACCAGGCCUUCAACAGCAUCCAGCAUGCCGCGUCGCGGGUCAAAGAUGAGAUGUCCCACCAGGGCGGACCAUACGGUGGCUGCAACGCCGCCGGAAAUAGCAGCCAGCAGCACCUACAGCAACCUAUCUGCGCCCCCUCCACCGUGCAAUUGGAUCGCGAACUGAACGAGGCCGAGCAAAUGAAGCUGCGGGAACUGCGAAUGGCCAGCGAGGCUCUCUACGAUCCUGUGGACGAGGAUCUCAGUGCCCUGAUGAUGGGCGAUGAUCGCAUUAAGCCCGACGACACUCGCCACAACCCGAAGCUAUUGCAGCUGAUCAAUCUAACGGCGGUGGCCAUCAAGCGGCUUAUCAAGAUGGCCAAGAAGAUAACAGCAUUCCGUGACAUGUGCCAGGAGGACCAGGUGGCCCUGCUCAAAGGCGGCUGCACAGAAAUGAUGAUAAUGCGUUCGGCGAUGAUUUAUGACGAUGAUCGCGAUGCCUGGAAGGUACCCCACACCAAAGAGAACAUGGGCAACAUACGUACUGACCUGCUCAAGUUCGCCGAGGGCAAUAUAUACGAGGAGCACCAGAAGUUCAUCACGACCUUCGAUGAAAAGUGGCGAAUGGACGAGAACAUUAUCCUGAUUAUGUGCGCCAUAGUCCUCUUCACCUCGGCUCGAUCACGAGUGAUACACAAAGACGUGAUUAGAUUGGAACAGAAUUCCUACUAUUAUCUUCUGCGAAGAUAUCUGGAGAGUGUUUACUCUGGCUGUGAGGCGAGAAACGCGUUUAUCAAGCUGAUCCAAAAGAUUUCAGAUGUAGAGCGUCUGAACAAGUUCAUAAUUAAUGUCUAUUUGAAUGUUAACCCAUCCCAGGUGGAGCCGUUGCUGCGUGAAAUAUUCGAUUUGAAAAAUCACUAGAUAAUGAGGCGGGGCAGGUGCAUAUAAUGCCGGUGCCGAAAUCGAUGGAAAGAUCAAUCAGCCAGCUGCAGUUGUUGUUGUUGUUUUAAUAAUUAUAUAAGCGCUUCGGCCAGCUGAUUCGUCUGUUUUUAUCCUGUCGCUUGUAAUGUUAGAUUUUAAUCGAAUGUGAUUGUUAGAUUUGCAUAUACUGCAUAGAUUUUAUAUUUCUACAUCAAAGAGAGCAUAUUUAGGAUACCAAGUGCAAAGCAACACAAUCUAUAUGUACACGUUUAACUAGUUUCAACUAAACACUGAUGCAAUAAAUAUGACCCAGUAUAUUUCAAUUGA
This is a messenger RNA of Drosophila kikkawai, 2895 nucleotides long. It is a transcript of the gene Hr96, whose product is annotated as Nuclear hormone receptor HR96. NCBI's taxonomy places the organism in Eukaryota, Metazoa, Arthropoda, Insecta, Diptera, Drosophilidae. Gene Ontology annotation, molecular function: RNA polymerase II cis-regulatory region sequence-specific DNA binding; zinc ion binding; nuclear receptor activity. Gene Ontology annotation, biological process: negative regulation of transcription by RNA polymerase II; positive regulation of transcription by RNA polymerase II; cell differentiation. The record is from RefSeq and is a predicted model, not a curated record.